AUGGAAAACGCCAAUCUAUGGACGAGGCGCUCAAAUACUGGCAAGCUCUCGUUGUCCAUGAGGGAUCAGGAUGUCAAGGAUGGUAGCAAAACAGACUCCCCCCGAUCUUACAACAGCAGACGGUUCGGCGACUCCUCCUCACACGGAAAGAACAAUCCAUUCAACGCAUUAUCCCCGUCGGGGACCAAGUCUCCCUCGGUCGGCGCAUCCUCUGCAUUUGGCUUAGGAAGUGGCGCCUUCGCGUCCUUUGGGUCUGCCAAAACUCCCAAGACUCCUGGAACUGGCUCUGGCUUUGACUUUUCUUCCAGAGAUAAGAAAGAGAAGGAGGCGGACGGUCCAGCAGAAGCAGCCCCGGUGGAGCCCGCUGUACGGUCCCCAGCAACAUCUAGCUCUUCCACGGAACAUCAGCUCCGAAAUACCUGGAACCUCUUCUACCGCCCACCAGCGAACAAAUUCUCCGACUAUGAAAAAUCAACUCUGAAGCUGGCUGCGAUUGGCACGGUGGAAGAAUUCUGGAAGAUAUAUUGCCAUCUCAAGCGGCCGUCACUGCUGCCGACAGUGUCAGACUACCACAUUUUCAAAGACGGGAUUCGACCAGUCUGGGAAGACGAAGCAAAUAAGAAAGGCGGAAAAUGGAUUGUGCGACUGAAGAAGGGUGUCGCAGAUCGCUACUGGGAAGAUCUCCUACUGGCAAUCAUCGGUGAUCAAUUCAUGGAAGCCGGUGAAGAGGUUUGUGGAGCAGUGCUAAGUGUUCGAAGCGGAGAAGAUGUGCUCAGUGUGUGGACGAAGAACGACGGUGGGCGCAACGUCAAGAUCAGGUAG
Molecule: messenger RNA, 822 nt
Organism: Exophiala aquamarina CBS 119918
Lineage: Eukaryota; Fungi; Ascomycota; Eurotiomycetes; Chaetothyriales; Herpotrichiellaceae
Product: translation initiation factor 4E
Exons: 2
Coding region: 1-822 (273 amino acids)
Biological process (GO): translational initiation
Cellular component (GO): cytoplasm; eukaryotic translation initiation factor 4F complex
Molecular function (GO): translation initiation factor activity; RNA 7-methylguanosine cap binding
Source: RefSeq, a predicted model, not a curated record